Messenger RNA from Closterium sp. NIES-67, 2037 nucleotides. The record is from the annotation of a GenBank genome assembly. Lineage: Eukaryota; Viridiplantae; Streptophyta; Zygnematophyceae; Desmidiales; Closteriaceae.
GUGGUUCAAGCCCACCCGGGAGCGAAGUGUUUUGGGAUCGUUUUGUCCUGGCUCAGUCGUUUGAAAGUAUCUUUUUCUCCCAUCUUUCCCGCCAUCUCCCAUCGCACUCCCACCUUUUCUUCUUGCCUCUCACGACACGUCCGCCUCCUUUUCCUCGCUGCGACGCCCGUCGCAAGCUCUACGUGAGGCGCCAGGCGACUGCCGGCAGGGGAGGGCGAGUAGUAGUAGCGGGCAACGAGAGCCCGACAGCCGAUCAGGCGAUUCAUGGGCGGUUCGUGACCUGCGAGCCUUGAAACAGUAGAUCGCGCGAGGGUGCGCGUGGGGGGAGUGCACGGCAAGGGCAAGGGGCGAGCGGGGCGAGCGGGGCGAGCGGGGCGAGCGGGGCGAGCGGGGCGAGCAUGACGACGCGGAUCACGCCCGGCGUGGGCGCGAACCUGAUCGGGCAGCACGCGCAGGAGCGCAACCAGGACGCCACCGCCUACGUCGGCAACCUCGACCCGCAGAUGUCGGAGGAGCUCAUCUGGGAGCUCUUCGUGCAGGCGGGGCCCGUCGUGAACGUGUAUGUGCCCAAGGACCGCGUGACGGGGCAGCACCAGGGCUACGGAUUCGUGGAGUUCCGCUCCGAAGAGGACGCCGACUAUGCGGUGAAGGUGCUCAACAUGGUGAAGGUGUUUGCGCGCCCCAUGCGCGUCAACAAGGCCAGCCAGGACCGCCGCACCGUCGAUGUGGGCGCCAACCUUUUCAUCGGGAACCUCGACCCCGACGUGGACGAGAAGGUGCUGUACGACACCUUCAGUGCCUUCGGUGUCAUCGUCACCAACCCCAAGAUCAUGCGGGAUCCAGAGAGCGGCAACUCCAAGGGCUUUGGCUUCAUCAGCUACGACUCGUUUGAGGCCUCGGAUGCCGCCAUCGAGGCGAUGAAUGGGCAGUACCUGUGCAACCGCGCCAUCUCCGUGUCGUACGCCUUCAAGAAGGACACCAAGGGCGAGCGACACGGCACCCCCGCAGAGCGCCUGCUGGCAGCCAACAACCCCACCGCCACACGCCAUCGCCCACACACCAUGUUUGCCGCUGCUCCCCCCUCCUCCGCUCCCCCUCCCCCUCCCCCCUCUCGCCCGCCUCCGCCUUCCAUCCCCCCUGCUGCCGCCCCUCCCCCUCCUCGCCCGUACACCUCCCCCGCCCCCCCCGCUCCCCCAUCUGCACCUUCCCCCUACCGCCCGCCCCCUCCCCCUGCCUAUGGUGGCGCGGGUUCUUCUCCUGCCCCCCCUUACCACCCCCCUCCACAGAUGCGCCCCCAACAGUACCCCCCACACCAGAUGCCACCACCUCCCCCCCAGCAUUGGCAACAGAACCAGCCUCCGCCCCCUCCACAGCAGUAUGCCCCUCCCCCUCGCAUGCCCCCCCCUCCCCCCCAUGGCGGAGCACCAGGGGGGGGCUAUCGCCCCCCUCCCCCACAUGGGGGGGCACCAGGGGGAGGCUACCCCCCCCCUCCCCCUCAUGGCGGAGCACCAGGGGGAGGUUAUCCCCCCCCUCCUCCCCAUGGCGGAGCACCAGGGGGAGGCUACCCUCCCCCUCCCCGCUACCCCACUCCUGGUGGCCCUCCCCCUUCCCCGUACCCCCCACCAGGGCAGGGAUAUUCCAUGCCUCCUCCUCCCCAAGCUCACCAGGGGGGAUGGCGGCCAGGGCAAGCCCCCCCUCCUCCUGCCCCUGGUGUGGGGGGGCCUGGUGGGGGUGCACCAAGGCCGAGCACGGCUAUUCCUCCUCCCCCCCGACCACCCAUGGGGGGAGCUCCUCCUGCGGGUGGUGUUCUCGGGGCCGCGCCACCAGGGACGAAACCAUGAAGCAUGGGGUAACGGCUCGUGUGGGAAAAUUGCUCCUGGGGGCGAUGUUCGUGUUGUGUGCGGUGAGGUGAAUGUAGGAGAUUGCAGGAAAGAAGUCGAAGUAGGAAGGAACUGUUGUCAGGUUGGACCUAUACGAAAUAGGGUGUGUGCCGUACAAUGAACACUCUUCCAUGCCUAUGUUACAGCUGAAUUAUCA